AGGGAGAGACUGUGUCAGGACUUCAGUCACCAAAGCUCAGGAAAUCAUGUCGUUCAUUCUUAUGAAGAAAAAGAGAUUUAAGUUUAAAGUUGACUUCGACUUGGAGGAGUUGUCAUCGGUUCCCUUCGUAAACGGAGUUUUAUUCUGUAAAGUCAGACUCCUGGAUGGAGGCUUUGCCGAAGAGUCGUCUCGGGAGCCAGUCCAGGCCAACUGCGUCCACUGGAGGAAGAGAUUCUCUUUCAUGUGUAAGAUGAGUGCCAAUGCUGGGACAGGUGUACUGGACCCCUGUGUGUGCCGGGUGUCUGUGCGCAAGGAAUUGAAGGGUGGAAAAACUUUUGCAAAGCUGGGCUUUGCGGACUUAAACCUGUCUGAGUUUGCCGGGUCUGGCAGCACCACACGACGGUGUCUCCUCGAGGGAUACGACACCAAGAACACCAGACAGGACAACUCAAUUCUGAAGGUUGUCAUCACCACACAACUUAUGUCUGGAGACCCUUGUUUUAAAACUCCCCCAUCAACUGCCAUGACUCUGGGAAUCCCACAGGCUGAAGCAGAGUGUCUCCUUGAAGACAGAAAGGGAGGGGACCUGCACGUAUCCCAUUCACUAACCGAGACUCCAGGAAAGUCUGUAUCAGUUCCAGAGGAGCUGGUAGCGUAUGGUCACUCUAGAACACCCAGCUACGCAAGUCAGCUAUCCAAAAUCUCAGGUUACAGCUCAAAUCACUCCAGUUUAACAGAUCUGUGCCAUCGGAGGAGUGCGUCAGGAGGAUCUGCCUCCACGGGCAUCGGCAGCAUCAUGGAACCCAGUGAUCAGCAGGGGGAGAGCAGGACCACUCCCCCAGUCUCUGCAGCCUGUCACCACGGACCUGAACACCCUUCUACCCCCGCUAAAGUUCCAAGACAUCCCAUAAAGCAGAACUCAGUGGAGAAUCAGCUGAAGAGAGUUGAUGCCACCAGGGUGGAUGCUGAUGACAUAAUAGAAAAAAUCCUGCAGAGCCAGGAUUUCAGCCAUGGCUUCUUGGACUCCAGUGCAGAGGAGGAGGGGCUCAGCCUGUUUGUUGGUCCUGGUGGGAGUACAGCCUUGGGAAGCCAGCACAUGAGGGUCGCAGCUGGAGCCUUUGAGCAGGUGGUGAUCAAGCGCUAGGCUUUGGGAAGCAUGUGCCUGUCAUAAAGGGUGCUGUAUUACACCAAUGCGGGGGACACAAGACAGAGUUGUGGAGGUGCCAUCACAACUUGCUCCAGCCUCACUCCAGGAGAUUUAAUUUCUCUUACACAAUCCCUCUGGAUCUGACCUACAAUGUCUGUUGAGCAGGAGAGCCUCCUAGUGUUGAAGAAGUGGAGGUGACGGCCAUGUUAUUGGAACAUUUUGUGACUGAGAAUACUGGUGUACUGACAUUUUUGUUGGUCCUCUAUGAAAACUGUCAGAUGAGGGAUUAGUACUGUAAUUCUGCACAUUUGCUCACCUUUCUCGAUGAUCUUAAAGCUGUAAAGGGGGUUCUCUGUUAUUGAAAGGAGUAUGCUAUGUAUCCAACAUGUUGUUUCAACAUUUUACUCAUACCAUAAGUGUCUGGAGAAUGGGACUGUGCCUGUUCCUUAAAGUCCUGUGUAUUUAAAAUAAUAGAAAACUGACAUUGUGAAAUGUACAAUGGUUACAGCACCAUUGUGUUUGUAGCCCUCACACCUCUGUUCACCUGGUUGUGAGGGAGGAUGCUUUUAAAAUACAAUGACAUUUUUUUAUGUUUUGUGAUGUCUAUUUUGAGUGAGAAUAUGUGUUGAAGUCAAAAGAAAUGAAUUUAUUUUUACCACAGCUUUUGUAAAUGUGCCAAAAUUAGUAAAAUGUAUAUUUGCUGCCACUUAAGACGUCAUAUCUAAAGUAUGUAAGCUAUAUAUGUAUUGAAAAUCAACUGUGUAAAGGUCAUUAUGUUUUUUUUUGUUUGUUUGUUUUUUUUUUUUUUAGAUAUAUGUUGUUUUUAAUAUGGUAGAAUGUUGAUGUUGUAUUUAAGGAUUUAAUAAAUUAAAAAGUAUGCACUCUGAAAA
Plectropomus leopardus (leopard coralgrouper) is the source of this 2037-nucleotide messenger RNA. Its product is annotated as EEIG family member 2-like. NCBI's taxonomy places the organism in Eukaryota, Metazoa, Chordata, Actinopteri, Perciformes, Serranidae. The record is from RefSeq and is a predicted model, not a curated record.